GUCACGAAAGCUUCGGUGAGAAUCCGGAUUUCUCAACCCUGCGUUGAUAAGGACGCGCCCUAGAAAACAAAGCGUCAAUUUCCAGCCACAGCCGGAACCGAUCCUGAAGCUCUGGGGAUUUGCGGGGAUGAUCUCGCCAUCUGUGAAGAACUGUAUUUUGAUUGGUGCGACGAUGACGGCGUAGGACUGCAAUUCGGUAUUACACUACGCAGAUCACGCAUUGUCCCCCAGGAAUGGACCUACAUUCUCGGAUCCGAGCCACAAAUUCCCCCGCUACCUCAUCGGAUCCGAAGCAAUGUGCGGGGAAUUCCGUACAACUAAGUGUUGGUUAUAAGCGUGAAGCGAUUAUAUAGACCAAGGUCAACAACUUCUUUUGACACAGCGGUCUACAAGACUAAGUGGACUUGAUUGUUUUUCUUUUCUUUUCUGAUUUAUGCACCAAGUUUAAUACUGUCAACAUGACUCACGCUUCUAGCCUAAGAGAUUCCGAUAACAACACCACCACUUAUGUUUCUAACGAGAAGUUUUCCGACAUACAAAAGCAGGACGUCGAGCAAGCAAGCGAUGUAUUCCAUAACAUUGACGAGAAAAAGGUCUUACGAAAAAUGGAUCUGCGUCUCCUUCCCAUGUUGUCCAUCUUGUAUCUGUUGUGUUUCCUUGAUAGAGGUAACAUUGGAAACGCCAAAAUAGAGGGUCUUCCCGAAGAACUAGGGCUAGUAGGCCCCCAGUAUAAUCUCUGCCUCACCGUCUUUUUUUUUACCUAUGCGGCUUUUGAAGUCCCGUCGAAUCUUCUUUUGAAACGUCUGCGGCCAUCUAUAUGGCUUCCUUCGAUCAUGGUAGCGUGGGGGGUUGUCAUGACACUGAUGGGAGUUGUGCAAAAUUACGCUGGAUUAUUGACUGCCAGGAUCUUUCUCGGGGUGGCUGAAGCCGGUCUUUAUCCUGGAGUCGCCUUCUACAUCACCAUGUGGUACUGUCGCCAUGAGGCCCAAUAUCGCCAAGCACUGUUUUUUAGCUCAGCUAGUAUUGCCGGUGCUUUCUCCGGUUUGUUGGCGUAUGCAAUUGCUAAGAUGAACGGUGUCGGAGGAUACUCCGGCUGGCGAUGGAUUUUCAUACUUGAAGGCCUGGCCACCGUCGUUGUGGGUUUCAUCUCUUUCUUCGUGAUCCAUGAUUUUCCCGAAACCGCCUCUUUCUUGACGAAGGAUGAAAGGGAAUGGGUUGUGGCUCGCCUAAGAAACCAAAAUACAGAUAGCCGUGGCAGACAGUUGGUAGAUGAGGAGACGUUCUCUUGGAAAUAUGUGCGAGACGCAUUUACUGAUUGGCAGGUUUAUUUAGCAUUGAUCAUGUACUGGGGAAUUGUAUGUCCUCUUUAUGGAAUAUCUUUCUUUCUACCUACUAUUAUCAAAGAUCUGGGUUAUUCCUCUUCUACAGCCCAGCUUCUGACUCUUCCAAUCUACAUCACAGCCGCUAUUGUCUCUGUCAUUGCGGCCCUCUUUUCGGACAAGGCUGGUCAAAGAUCUCCUUUCAUCUUAGGCUUCUUUCUCUGCAUCAUCGCUGGCUUUAUUAUUUGCAUAGUUUCAUCUGGUCGUGGUGUGCCUGGGGUUGUUUACUUUGGGACGUUUUUGGCUGUUGUUGGAAUUUAUCCGGCUUUUCCUGGAAAUGUUACCUGGCUUAGCAACAAUUUGGCGGGGGGAUACAAACGAGCAGCAGGAAUGGCUAUCCAUAUUGGUAUUGGAAACUUAGGUGGUGCCAUGGCUUCCAAUUUCUAUCGUACACAAGAUGCCCCAAAAUAUAUCCUUGGUCAUGCCUUGGAACUCGGAUUCGCUGUUGCAGGAACACUGGCGGUACUCAUCCUGCGCUUUUCGUACCAGCGAGUUAAUUUCAGAAGGGAGGAAGCUUUGGCAAAUGAAGACAGCACUACGGGGCCGUCCGUAGCCACUUCAAGUGAACGAGGAGAUCGAAGUCUGACGUUUCGGUAUAUGUUGUAGUUUCUCCUGAUUGCAUAGUACAUGUCUAUUCUAUGGUACCGUAUAACCAUGAGAUGGAAUGGUUUAUAUCCACUGAUAUACGAACGACAAUCAGAAUCAGAUGCUGGAAGAUAUAUCGAUGCCUGUCGUGAAUAGGAGUAUAAUCAGUGUAUAGUACAUAGUUUUACCGUGUCGUCAUGGGUUCAUUUAGUUUCAUAAGAACGUCAAAUGUGCAACUCGCUCAAACUCCCCGCAACAUCCGUUCUGCUUUUAUAGCUUCAAAUUUUCAAUUGCUUUCAUCCACUACAAAUCCUACAUGAAGUAGGUCUAGGCGACACUAAGGUUAAUGUUUAAACUAUGAUCACCAUUUGCAAAAUCCGAAACGAGAACGUCUACUCGGAUAGUCGUAGCCGCUUGAAGGCU
Molecule: messenger RNA, 2387 nt
Organism: Talaromyces proteolyticus
Lineage: Eukaryota; Fungi; Ascomycota; Eurotiomycetes; Eurotiales; Trichocomaceae
Product: MFS nicotinic acid transporter Tna1
Exons: 9
Coding region: 459-1985 (508 amino acids)
Biological process (GO): transmembrane transport
Cellular component (GO): membrane
Molecular function (GO): transmembrane transporter activity
Source: RefSeq, a predicted model, not a curated record